AUACCGACAGCAGACAGCCUCGAAAUCCCGAUUCGAAUCUUUCGCUCGCCUACCCGCAAGGAACGAGCCUCCGUCUUAAUCUACUACCAUGGCGGCGGGUUCUUGACAGGCUCAAUCUCAACUGAAGAUCCCUUCUGCAUAUCCUUAGCCCGGGACACUGGGUUUACGGUUAUUAGCGUCGGCUACCGGGUGAUACCAGAGUGGAAAGCUCCUACGCAAUUUAAUGAUGCCUGGGAUGCUCGCAGUUGGGUGGUUGACAAUACAGCAGACUUGGGAUUCUCAGAAGACUUUGAUCUAUACGUCGGAGGUACUAGCGCUGGGGCUUUCCUGGCAGCAAGUGUUGUUCAAAGAGAAAGAGAGCUGGGUGAAUCACAUAUCAAAGGCCAACUCCUCGCCGCACCUUGGCUCUGUCUCCCAGAAAACUUUCCCUUUGACCACAAAGUCGGCGACAAAACUUCGCAUAUACAAUGUCGCGAUGCUGACUUCCUCCAUCAAUCCCACAUUGAGCAAUACCGUAUCCUGAUGGGAGUGCCGGACGAAUAUCGCGAUAGCUUGCUCUUGAAUCCUCUUCUAUUUGAUGAGAAGAGCAGCAUCAAGAAUUUGCCUCCCACGCACAUUAUGGUCUGUGGAGGCGACCCCUUGCGGGAUCAAGGCAUGAUUUAUCAACAGAAACUUGAUCGUAUGGGAGUUCCCACAAAGCUGAAUACUUAUGCAGGAUAUCCACACGUCUUCUGGAUAUUUCCAGGUCUUGCCAUGAGUGAAACAUGGUAUCGCGAUCUAUUAGAAGGCCUCCAGUGGUUG
Molecule: messenger RNA, 801 nt
Organism: Trichoderma virens Gv29-8
Lineage: Eukaryota; Fungi; Ascomycota; Sordariomycetes; Hypocreales; Hypocreaceae
Exons: 3
Molecular function (GO): hydrolase activity
Source: RefSeq, a predicted model, not a curated record